CUGCCUCACAUUGUUAACGUUGAUUUCUCCAGUUCCAGCCAGCGUUUGUCUUCCGUGAGCCAAACCCGGGUCACUACCUUCCACAAAACGCCUGAAACCUUGACUUCGUUUGCAGCGGGGCACAAACCGGCAAACCCAGCUCUCACCGGCCGGCUGUGUCUCUUCCACAUGCUACAGGAAGCCCGAGCUAUGAGGAGGAUCGGCCCCGGCCAGAGGCUGCCGCUGGUCAGGAUGCUGUGAGCAGCCGGGGUUCCCUUCAGAGAAGCCCAACGCCUGGACAUCAUGACUGUUUUCAACCCGGACAAUGUGGAGGAAUUUUAUGAAAUAGGAGACGAGCUGGGGAGCGGUCAGUUUGCCGUGGUCAGAAGAUGUCGGCACAGGAGAACAGGUGUGGAGUACGCAGCCAAAUUCAUCAAGAAGCGACGCAACAAAUCAAGUCGCCGCGGGGUGACAAGGGAAGACAUCGAGCGAGAGGUAAACAUCCUGAAGGAGAUCCAGCACCCGAACAUCAUCACCCUGCAAGAAGUCUUUGAGAACAAAGCUGAGGUCAUCCUGAUCCUGGAACUUGUUGCUGGCGGCGAGCUGUUUGACUUUCUGGCAGAAAAGGAGUCUUUGAGUGAAGAGGAGGCCACUCAGUUCCUCAAACAGAUCCUGGAUGGAGUCCUCUACCUGCACUCCAAACAGAUUGCUCACUUUGACCUUAAGCCGGAGAACAUCAUGCUGCUGAACCGUUCAGUGCCUCACCCGCGCAUCAAGCUCAUCGACUUUGGACUGGCACACAAGAUAGACUUUGGAAAUGAUUUUAAAAACAUUUUUGGGACUCCUGAGUUCGUAGCUCCAGAAGUAGUCAACUAUGAACCUUUAGGCCUGGAGGCAGACAUGUGGAGUAUCGGGGUUAUAACAUACAUUCUUCUGAGUGGCGCCUCCCCCUUCCUGGGUGACAAUAAGCAGGAGACCCUGGCCAACGUGUCGGCCGUGGACUACACUUUUGAUGAAGAGUUCUUCAGCAACACAAGCACUCUGGCCAAAGACUUCAUAAAAAGGCUUCUUAUCAAAGAUCCAAAAAAGAGAAUGACCAUUCAGGACACCCUCCAGCAUCCAUGGAUCAAGCCAAAAGACACUCAGCAAGCGCUGAGCAGGAAGGAGUCAGCAGUCAAUAUGGAGAAGUUUAAAAAGUUUGCAGCUCGAAGAAAGUGGAAGCAAUCCGUCCGACUCAUCUCCUUAUGUAACCGCCUGUCCCGCUCCUUCCUGUCCAGAAGCAACAUGAGUGUGGCGCGCAGCGAUGACACGCUGGAUGAGGAGGACUCCUUUGUGAUGAAGGCCAUCAUCCACGCCAUAAAUGACGACAACGUUCCGGGGCUGCAGCAUCUGCUCGGCUCAUUGAACAGUUACGACGUCAACCAGCCCAACAAGCAUGGGACACCGCCGCUCCUUAUUGCAGCAGGCUGUGGCAACAUUCAGAUCAUCGAGGUGUUGAUGAGGAAAGGUGCCGAAAUCCAGGCUAAUGACAAGAGCGGAGCCAACGCUAUCUACUACGCAGCCAGACACGGCCAUGUGGGGACCCUGAAAUUCCUCCAUGAAAAGAAAUGCCCUCUGGAUGUCCAAGAUAAGUCUGGAGAAACGGCUCUUCAUGUCGCUGCUCGCUAUGGCAACGUCGAUGUGGUCAGCUAUCUGUGCAGCAUCCGGGCCAACCCAGACCUGACAGACCGGGAGCAGGAGACACCGCUCCACUGUGCAGCUUGGCAUGGAUAUUCUGCUGUGGCCAGAGCGCUCUGCCAGGCAGGCUGCCAUGUGGACGCCAAGAACCGUGAAGGGGAGAGUGCGCUGCUGACGGCGUCUGCUCGGGGCUUUGUGGACAUCGUGGAGUGCUUGGUGGAGCACAUGGCUGACCUUGAGGCCACAGACAAGGACGGACACACAGCUCUCCACCUGGCCGUACGUAGGUGUCAGGUAGAAGUGGUCCGCUGCCUCCUCAGACAACGCUGCAAUCUGGACCGACAGGAUCGCCAUGGCAACACGCCCCUCCACAUCGCCUGCAAGGAUGGAAAUCUGGCUAUCGUCACGGCGAUGUGCAACGCCAAGGCAAGCCUCGACCUGCCCAACAAGUAUGGUAAAACACCUCUUCACCUGGCCGCUGGAAACGGGAGCCUUGAGGUUGUCCGCCACCUCUGCCUGGCCGGAGCUAACAUCGACACCGUCACUAACGAAGGAAAGACGGCAGAGGAUUUAGCUUCAACUGAUCAUCAUGAGCACAUAGUGGAUUUACUGGGAAAGCUUAAAAAGGACAACCACAAACUGAGCUACAUCCAGCAGCUGCGUCCCACUCAGACCAUCCAACCCAGGAUCAAACUGAAGCUGUUUGGACACUCUGGAGCUGGAAAGAGCACCCUGCUGGAGUCUCUGAAAUGUGGCAUCCUGCGCAGCUUCUUCAGGAGGAGGAGGACGUCUCGUAUGACAAACGCGGCCCGACACCCCAACUCCCCCAUCAACUCCAAACCUGCAGUCUCUGUGAGCAUCUCCAACUUAUAUCCUGGCUGUGAGAACGUAAGCGUCCGCAGUCGCAGCAUGAUGUUUGAACCUAGCCUGACCAAAGGCGUCCUGGAGGUCUUCACCCCCGUCCACAAUGCCUUGUCCACAGCAGACGAGCAGGCCACCAAGGCCAUCGACAUCCAGCAUGCCAACAUCCACGGUGUAGGGGAUUUCAGCAUAUGGGAGUUCUCAGGAAACCCUGUCUACCACUGCUCCUAUGACUACUUUGCAGCCAAUGACGCCACAGCGAUCCACCUGGUCUUAUUCAGCCUGGAGGAGCUGUACGAGACCCAGCUGGGCCACAUCACGUACUGGCUGAACCUGCUGAAGGCCCUCACCCCACCCCAGGACCACAUCGUGUUUGGAGGUCGGAUCCAGCAGCCCCUUUCGGUCGUCCUGGUGGCGACGCAUGCCGACUUGGCUGACAUCACCAGAGCGUUCUCUGGCGAGUUCAGUUACGAUAAAGAGAAAGCGCUGCUCAAGGAAGUCAGAAACCGCUUUGGUAAUGAUCUGCAGAUCAGUGACAAACUGUUUGUGAUGGACGCCGGAGCAUCGAACUCCAAAGACUUGAAGCUGCUGAGGAGCCACCUGCAGGAGCUUCGGACCAACAUCAUCUCUAGUUGCAGUCCAAUGACGCAGCUGUCGGAGCGCCUGCUGGCCGCCCUGCCGUCCUGGAGGAAGCUGAGCGGACCCAACCAGCUCACAUCGUGGCAGCAGUUUGUCAACGACGUCCAGGAGCAGCUCAACCCGCUGGUCAGCCAGGAUCACCUGCGAACACUGGCCAUGCAGCUGCACAGCAUGGGGGAGAUCAACAUCAUGCAGAGUGAGACGGUGCAGGACGUCGUCAUCCUCGAGCCUCGCUGGCUGUGCACAAACAUCCUCGGUAAACUGCUCUCUGUGGAAACCCCGAAGGCCAUCCAUCACUACAGGGGGCGCUACAGGUUGGAGGAGGUGCAGGCUCUGGCCCCUGAAAGCGAUGUGGAGGAGCUGCUGCAGAUCCUGGACGCCAUGGACGUGUGCGCCCGUGACGUCACCAACCCGUCCAUGGUGGAUGUUCCCGCCCUGAUCAAGACGAACGGCCUCCACCGCUCCUGGACCGAGGAGGAGGAUGAGGAUUCGCUGAUCUACGGCGGGGUUAGGCUCGUCCCCGCCGAGCACCUCACUCCGUUCCCCUGUGGGUUGUUUCACAAGCUGCAGGUGAACCUGUGUCGCUGGAGCCACCAGCAGAAACCUGAGGAAGAAGGUGGGGAGGAGUUGGACGGAGACAUCCACCUUUGGACCAACGGAGCCAAAGUGAGCCAAGCAGGGGUGGAGGCCAUGAUACUGCUGGUCAACCACGGGCAGGGCGUGGAGAUCCAGGUGCGCGGACCUGACACAGAGCGGGCCAAGUGCUACACCCUGCUGGACACCAUCUGUAGUAUAACAGAGAACCUUCUGGCCUCCACGCUGCCUGGACUGCUCACAGCCAAAUACUACCUGAGCCCUCAGCAGCUGCGGGAGCACCAUGCCCCCAUCAUGGUCUACCAACCCAAAGAUUUCUGCCGCGCUCAGAUCCAGAGGGAAACUUCACUCACCAACACCAUGGGCGGCUACAGGGAGAGCUUUAGCAGCAUCCUGGUGUUUGGCUGCGCUGAGGUUUACCAGCUGGGGACUCUGGGGAUGGACAUCCACAUCUCCGACGUGCCCUUGCUGGCUCGCAGGAAGCUGUGCCGCAUGCUGGAUCCCCCCGAUGCAUUGGGGAAGGACUGGUGCCUGCUGGCCAUGAACCUCGGACUCACUGAUUUGGUGGCCAAACACAGCAACGGGACUCCAAACGGCACGCCGGACUCAGACUCCCAGCGGGCUGAGCUGCAGCCCAGCCCAACCGCAGCGCUGCUGCGAGAGUGGAGCAGCAGAACCAGCAGCACGGUGGGCGUGCUGAUGACUAAACUAAGGGAGCUAGGACGCAGAGAUGCAGCCGACUUCCUGCUGAAAGCCUCUCCUGUGUUUAAGGUCAAUAUGGAGGCUCUGAAUGGGGCCCCUAAUGGAUAUCCCCCUACCUGCAACGGUGGCACAUCAUACAACUCAAUCAGCUCUGUCAUAUCCCGCUGACGAUUUGCGCAGCUUCCUCACCAAACGUCAGUCUGAAGCGCCCAACCUCUGCUUGAACGGCACAGACUCAGGCCUGAGUAUAAAAGUGCAAUCAUUAGUCCAGCUGCUCGCUCUUUACUAGUUGUUAGAUCCAGAUGUUACAUUUGUGAUCUCCACAUCUGUACAGCAGACCUUUCUCUAUUAAUGUCUUCGAAUCCCCAAAGAGGAAUCCUGUGCUUUUAAUCUUGCAGCGCUGCUUAAUACUAUUCCUCCUACUCUGCUGCACACAAAGUUAAAAUAGGAAAAACUAAACCUUGAAAUCUCCACAUGAAGAAGUGCUGGAGUUUCUAAAAAGUUGGCAGCAGGAUGUUUUUGGACCUCUUUCAUAUCCACCCCCAAAGUUUAGAACUAGAUCUGUGUGUGUCAGUGUUUUUAGUAGGAGGCUGCCAUCUCUUUUACAUUUAAGGUUUUCCCUCCUUUUACUUUUUUUUGUUUGUUUGUUUAUCUUGGUGUCUAAUUAAUAAAUUAAGAGCAUUUUUAAGAGUGCCUUCGGGGCCUUCUACCUCCCUAAAAGCACAAACGGUCUUAUUGUUGCGACUGUGGUUCUUUUUAAACAUCUGAAGAACUGUGCCUUGUUCAAACUAAAUACCAGAAAAGAAUUCAAAAAAGUUCAACAUUUAAAGGUUGCAUGUUUAGUUUAAAAACAUGAAACUCUGCUUAUGAUAAAAGGCCUUGAAGUUUAGAUCUUAUCGGGGGGGAGGGGUCGGACCAACCAAAAUGAUUCAGAUUAAGGAUUCAGCCCUGGUGUAAGGUUUAUCGGACGUCACCAAUGCAGAUUAAAUGUAUUCAAGAAUAAACUUGUCUCAGACCAAUACCUUAUGAAAGGAAAUUCUUGUACAUGCAGUAAAAGGACUCAUUUUGCAUCAGUAUUUAAUGUUCCACUUUAGUAUUUUACUUCCUCGCGCUGAUCUUCCACGUAUGUUAGCCGUUUUCAUCUGGCGCCAUGAAAAUCCAGUCCAAACCAGCUCAUAAUCUGCUGCCCAGAUAGCUGAUAUAUUAUGUUAUAUUAUUGGAAACAUUUUCUGCUGCUUUUAACAAGUUCACAUCUCACUGCUGCUAAAAAUGGUUAAUCCAUAGCAGUUGGCUAAAAUGCUAGGCUAACGCUAACAUGUUUACUCUGUUUUGAUAGGACUCAUAUAUUUGUUUUUAUCUAUAUUUUACUGUUGCUGGUUGAUCCUCAUACGAUGUAAUAACUGCUUUUUCAGCUGCUUUCAGGAUAAACGGGGGGAAAUCUGAGAAUAGCGGGCAGCGAGUUACAUCAGCCAAUCGUCUCUUUAACUAUUAAUGUUAUGGCGGUUAAAAAACCCCAUCACAGAUUCAUGAAAUCUAUAUCCACCAUGCCGUUUUGCAAGCUUUGCUCAUAAACUGAAGCAGCUCAUCUCAUUGAGGCCAUGUUUCAUGUAGAACCACUGAUGGUUAACAGUCAGUAGGUUCUGGAAGCAGAGUUUAAUUCGGACAUAGAUCACUAAGACAUGCUUGGAUCGGGACAUCUCUAAUAUCGAUUUUGGGUGAUGCCUUUUUACAGGUCCCAUAAUUUUCUUGCCUUUGUACUUUAAUCACAAAAUCCCUGAACAAAAAGUUUCUUUAACUUUACCCUCACAGUUGAAAUAAUGAACAAUAAUUGUAUUUUUCUUCAUUUUUGGCACCAUCCUCUACUGUUACUGUCACUGAUUAUUUUUAAGCUGCUUUAACAACUGAUAUUUGGUCAUUAUGUUACAGUCUGGUUGUGUUUUAUUAUCUUUUGUUGCUAAAUUCAGUAUUUGAACAGAACAAUAGUAUGAGGUAAAACAUUUUUUUACCGAGGAUUAGAAAUAUGAAUAUCUUCAGUUAAAGAUAUUUUAAAUCUGAACCAACAGAUAAUUUUCCUCAUGUUUUCAGCUAAUAUGUCACUAAAACCUUCGUGGGAAGAAUAAACCAAAUAUUCUGAUGUUCUCUAUGUUUUGCUGUUAUGCAGGUGAGGAUGGGUUGCAGUUUCUUGGUCGCAGUUUUGAUUUCCUCCUCUAGGUGUCAGCAAACUCAACCCCAGGGGUCUAUUGUUUACAGCAUGAACUGGGACCAAAUUAGAGCUGGGUGGUGGGCUGGUCUUUACAAUCUAUAAGGAAGUUCUGGGACCUGUAAAAAUAAAUAAAGCUAUUCCUAAAAAUGUUGUUCAUUUUGACAAAAGGAACUAUGGCCAUUUUCUCCAACAAAAGAACAACAUUUGGAACUUUUCCCCACAUAAUUAUAGGGUCUUAUGGAGUGCUGUUGAUUGAAAUUGACUAAAUUGUUCUUGUCAAAUGCUACAAACAUCAAAAAUCAUCAUGGCAGACAGGGUGGAGUCAAGCUUCUUAUUCAUCCUAAUGAAUUUUAAUAGGAAGUGCCGUAAAAAAGUAAAAAAAAAAUACAAGAUAAGCUCGAUUUGUUUCUUUGUUUGUAGUUUAGAAAAUGUUUCCUUCUUUGCUGUUAAGUAACUGGGCAGCUUGUCACAGUCGGCUCUGAUGCUUAAGCUUACCGUCCGCAGUGUCAGGUGUUUUCCUUUUUGCACAGUGGCGUUGACGCCACCUUCUAUCAAACUGAAUUUGAGCUUCUGUUUGCAUCGCUGCGGGUUUAUAGCCAGCCACGCGUCGCUUCACAUUUUCUUUCACUUUGCCUUUUUACACCAUGUUCAUAAAAAAGCCAAAGUGAUGGAAUGAAAGUCGGUGGGAAACGUUUACUGAAGGCAGGAAUGUCUCUUUAUGUGAGCAGGUUUUCGUGAAGUUCAUGCUAUUCUAAUAAAACAGGAAAUAUCGUGUCUUUCAGAGCGUCUAUUCUGAGUAUUUUAAUCCCAAGAGGUUUAUAGAAUUUUGUUUUCUAGGAGUUGUUCAAUAAGAGCUUCAGUAUUUCCUGUUUCUCACUUCCUCCAGUGUUCACCAACUCAACCUUUUAAGGUUGGUUUCUAUCAGCUCCAACUUGCCAGUAAACGCAGCAGACCUCUCCUAUUUAUGGCUCAAACAUAGAGAGGCAAAAUGAAUGUUGAGGAGGGAAUAUCUAAAAAAGACUCCAUGUGUAUAAAUCAUGGUGGAAUAAAACCACCCAAGCUGUUUUGGUGUCCAGGGUUUUCUUGUGCUGUCAUUGCCAACGCUGUGUGCCUGAAACGCACUGCUUUAACCUUGUGUCGUUGCCUUGUAUAGAUCAUAGGGAAGGGAUGUUUUUCGGGGGGGAAGGGGAGAAAAAUGUUUGCCUUUUUCGUCUUGUUUCAGAGAAAACGCAGCACCCCAUGUUUUUAAGAACUGAGAUUUAACCGAAGGGUUUGGAUUUGACGGACAGCUGAAGAUGGUUUCUGUUUGAUGGAGAUUUUGGUCUGAUCGCCACAUUGCACAUUGUCUUUUUGUCCCUAUUUAUGUUCUGUUCUUAUAGCAUGUCUGAGAAUGCCAUGUUCUUAUUACUUCUGACGCUUUAUGGUGUAAUACAUUUUAUAAUAAAUUCUUUAUUACCUUU
Molecule: messenger RNA, 8115 nt
Organism: Cyprinodon tularosa
Lineage: Eukaryota; Metazoa; Chordata; Actinopteri; Cyprinodontiformes; Cyprinodontidae
Gene: dapk1
Product: death-associated protein kinase 1
Exons: 26
Coding region: 283-4620 (1445 amino acids)
Biological process (GO): protein phosphorylation; positive regulation of apoptotic process; intracellular signal transduction
Cellular component (GO): cytoplasm; nucleus
Molecular function (GO): protein binding; ATP binding; protein serine/threonine kinase activity
Source: RefSeq, a predicted model, not a curated record